CCAGCAUGUAAACAACAACAACCACGUCAACCGUUCUCUAAAAUAACACUUAAAAUCAAAUUUCUUACUCACUCACAAACCAGAACUGUCAUAAAACUGACUUAAUCAACUGCUUAAAACACACCCUGGUCACCAUGACGUCUCCACCAGAGAAACUAAGAUCUAAUUUGUCAUCAUUUUCGGCUGCUUUGUUAUAUGGCACCUGUUCAGUUGGAAUAGCAUUCGUCAACAAGCUUUUGAUGACAACAUUUCGAUUUGAUUAUCCCGUUUUCAUCAUGGCGGCACAGAUGGGCUUUACAAUUAUAGUACUUGAACUCUUGAGCUUGAUAAAUGUGAUAAAUAUGCCAAAAUUUACUCUUGAAAGAGGGAGAAUGUUCGCACUACCUGCCUUAUUCUAUGGAAUAAAUUCUGUGUUAGCACUCAGUGCAUUAAGUCAUAUGAACCUUGCUCUUUAUGGAGUAAUGAAAAGAUGUGUUCCUUUAGUCACAAUGAUAUUAUCAGUUUUCAUAUUGAAAAAAGGCUGGCCAUCUAAAUUGACAAUAUCAUCAAUACUUGUUCUUACACUUGGGUGUAUUUUCGCAGGAUUUGGUGACUUGACAUUCAGCCCAGUUGGAUAUGCUUGCGGUGCACUGAGUAACAUAGCCCAGUCUCUCUACCUGCUUCUCGUGCAACGAGCAACAAAUGGAAAGUUGUCUAUAGUAGAAUCUCUUCAACUUAACAGCAUCAAUACACUGCCCUUUUUGGCACUAUUUGCCUUAGCAAAUGGAGAAAUAUCACAGAUGCAGAGUUACGAACAAUUUUCAUCCCUGUCAUUUCUACUAGUUUUUUUUCUCACUAUAAGUUUAGGAUGUUUAUUGAACUAUUCUUUAUUUCUAUGUACAAGCAUGACGUCUGCUUUGACUACAAGUGUUGUUGGUGGAAUAAAGGCUCUAGCUCAAACCCUAAUAGGAAUUUUCACGUUUGGAGGUGUAAGUCAUAAUCUUUCUACUCUUGUCGGAAUCUCAAUGAGUGUUUUUGGGGGUCUUGGCUAUAUUUAUGCAAAGUAUCGAGAAAAUGUUGUCAAGAAAUCAGUAGAUUUGAGAAAAAUCAUGAGUUUCUCAACAGCAGAAGAUCUGAAAGUGAUGAAAGAGCCAAACGGAUUUGAUGCUAUAAGAAAUGGCUCUGUCGUUAUUGAAGUUCACAAGCAUGAUAAAUAAUAAGAAGGAUUAAUUUUUGGAGUUAUGGCGAGGGAAUAUGUACUGUGAAGGUUCUGAUUUAGAUAAUAAACUAAAAUUGGGUAGAAGACAGAUUCCUUUUUGAAAAAUAACAUUGUGGUACAGGUCUUUUCCAAGAUCUUUUACCCAAAUAUGGAUGAUUUUGACGAAUAGGCAUGGAUAAGAAUCUGACAAUGAAUACUCUCUAAACCUUACAGUAUUGAUCUUAUACAUUCCACAUGGCAUCAUUGAUUCCAAAGAGAUUAUAUUUUUGAUAAAUUGUUUAUUUAUACAAACGAAAUCCACAGGAAUCAUGUUAUUUUCAUUUUAUUCUCAAAUUUGUGUUAAUUUAGUUUUAAAUAUUUGUAUAAUGUUGGAGGGAUUUAAACAUUGGGGUUCUUUUUGUAGGCUUAUAAUUACGAACAAGUAUUUAAUAAAUUCUACACACAUGACAUUACUAAAUCCAAUUCCGCUAUACUAUGUUAAAGAAAUAAGUGCGUUUGUUGGUCACACUUUAAUGCCUGUUUUAAAAAAUUGUGAGGUGCAACUUUAUGCAAGCAACUGGGAAUACAACCCCACUGAUCAACCGACUACCAUUAUAUCUCUUUUAAUUAACACUUUACAAGGGUUGAAUUUUAAUGUUGAAUAACAUUUAUCACAUAUUUAGGGACUUGCCAUAAGACACGUUUGCUUCAUAAUCCAAAAUAAUCAUGGUGGCUAUUGGUUAUUGCGUUUUGAAUCUUAUUUACUGUAUUUGUCCUGUAUUUUAAUUCUGUUUGUGAUGUGUUAAUAAUCGUUAUCAUUUUAUGAUUUUAUCACUUAUGUUGCUUUUCUGUUUCUGAAUUCAUGCUGUUAUGAUAUAUGAUAUCACGAAUUACAUAUUACUGCAUGCCAUGAUAUGUUUUUGAAAUAUUUUUUUAAAACUAACUUCAAUUAAUUGCACAAUAGUUGCUUGUAUUAUGUUCAUGAUUUUAUGUAAAGAUAAGUUUCUGUGCCUGAGAUUUAUGAAUUGCAAUGUACAUGUAUGUACUGUAUGUUGUGUGGUUAAUCCUUAUUUGGGUGAAUAUAUUUCCAUUGUAUUUAUUUACAUACAUAUACACAUAUCAACAGUUUUAUGGAAUUCAGUAUUGAUUGUUUUUUUUUACAUUUCUCUAGAAUUCAGUAUUAAUUCCUCAAAGAGGUUUUUACAAUUUGUAUAAUCAUUUUUCAUCGUAUUUUAUUUAUUUAAGAUUAAAUCAUUUACAUGUUGUCAAAUGAUAUUUUUUGUUGAAAAUCCCUUGUGCCUUAGUAGAGUACAUGUAGGUUUACAUUCAGUUGAAAACUUUUGCUCAGAGUAGGUGUAUAUGAAGAUAUAAUCUGGUGAUUUAUAAACAGCGCAUUAUUGUCUGUGAUUUUUUAUAUACUUGGGGUCCUGUUUCAUUGAAGGAUCAAAGUUGUAUCUUCAAUAAUCUUAAAUCUGACUAAAUGUCAUAAAUAUUAUGCCAAUUAGUUAUUUUUAUUUCCUCAACUUUGUGUUUAAAUUGAGUAACUGACACAAUUGACAUGUACAAUAUGUAUCAAUAUACCGAACUUAUGACACUAAGAUAAUUUCAAAUAACUACUGUGAAAUAAAUUUAGCCCCUGUA
Mya arenaria is the source of this 2818-nucleotide messenger RNA. RefSeq lists its product as uncharacterized. The record is from RefSeq and is a predicted model, not a curated record. Gene Ontology annotation, molecular function: antiporter activity. Lineage: Eukaryota; Metazoa; Mollusca; Bivalvia; Myida; Myidae. The transcript has 3 exons. The coding region runs from base 135 to 1196 and encodes 353 amino acids. Gene Ontology annotation, cellular component: Golgi apparatus.